Messenger RNA from Serinus canaria (Common canary), 2425 nucleotides. RefSeq names its product RNA binding motif protein 44 (gene RBM44). Lineage: Eukaryota; Metazoa; Chordata; Aves; Passeriformes; Fringillidae. The transcript is spliced from 11 exons. Bases 1 to 1929 code for a protein of 642 amino acids. The record is from RefSeq and is a predicted model, not a curated record.
AUGGAAGUGGAAAAGAGCAGCAGAAGGAGCUGCUUCACUCAGACCUCCUGCCUGGGUGCAGAUUUAGGGGAAGACUCACAGCUGGAGUAUCUCAGUGCUCACGAGGAGUACGAAGAGGAUAAGAACAACUGGAGUGAGUUUUCUGAGCAGGAGGAGGUUGGAGAGGUGAAGGCCACGCCACUGGUUGGUGACAAGGUGCCACCCCAAAUCACAGCAGGGGAAGAAGAUUCUGGAAAGAGCCAGAGACCCACCCACAGCGUGGCAGUGGAGCCAGACAUUCCUUUCCUGCCAUCCAGGGAAGAGGCCCAGCUCUCUAAACACGGAGAGCCCUCCUACUUCAGCAGCUGUGAAAAACCUGCAUUGUGCACUCGUGGUACCAGCAGCACUGCAGAGGAUGCUGAAACCCAGCUCCCAGUCCCUGAAAUCCUCCCUGGCAAGAAUCCUGGGGCUGCCGUGGAAGCUGCAGAGAAAUCCUCUGGUGGGAGCCCCAAGGCUGUGAAUUCAGAGCGUGGUGAAGCCCCGAGGAGCGUUGCCAGUGUCACUGUGGAUGCUGGCUCUGAUUCCAGAGCUGGAUUCCCAACCAGCAAGAGCAGCAGUGCCCAGAUCUAUCUGUGCUCCAGGGCAGUGAGCACAGAGGUAACCAUGAUGAGCAAAACUCAGCCUGUGGGGUGGCUGGAUCAAACCUCUGUGGAUGCUGCUUCCAACACGGAAUGGUCCUUAGGAGCUCUCAGCUCACACCUGCAGGAAUCCAGAGAUCAUCUGUCUGACAGGUCAGAACAUCCCAACAAGCAAACUGGGAAGAAUUCUGCAUCAGGCUGCUGUCAGAACAUCCUGCAGAGAGCAAUUGAAGCAGAGCUGCAGCUCCUGGCCAUCCAUUACGAGAUGUGCUACCAGCACUGCUUGAAGGUUUAUGAGCUGGCUUUGGAGGAAAACACCUGUUUUAAUAGCUGUGAGAAAAAGGCUGAGUUCUAUUCAUCUCUGCUGUUGGUCUUGGAUGAACUGGACAAGAAUUACAGUAACAUGAGAAGGGAAAUAAACAUGGGCAUACCUUUAAAUGAACUUCCACCACUGUCAGUUGAGCUAAAGUUUUCCCCACUCUCUUCCUUUUACAUCCCCUCCAAGUUUUUCAGAAAGAGUCUUUACUCUGAUUCUUGGAUGUGUUUUAGUGAUCUUUCAGGUGAAGGGAAAGCUGACUUUGAAGAACCAAAACGUCAAGAAAAGGGGAUUUUUGUCAAUAUGGUAGGGAAUUCUUCACUCCUGGGUUUUGGAGAUGGUCCAAAUGAUGUUGAGAAGUAUUUUCUCCUUAUAGGUGCCCGCAAAUGUGAUCAGAGUCUUCAGGGCUCUCAGGACAACUCACAGACUGAUGGUGAUCAGCCAGGUGACUCUGCUUCUUCUGAGACAUGGGAGGAACUGCUUAAAGAUCAGCCUCUGGAACGUGGCUGUGUAAAAAAUGAGGAAGGAAGUGAGUAUUGGUUUGAUGCUAAGGAAGACUUGUCAGUGGCAGAUAUUUCAGUAAUGUGCAAAGAAAUGAAAAAGCAACAAGGAAGACAAGACUCGAGAGGUAAAGUUGUGUGCUUUAAGCUGAUAAACCAAAUAAUGGUGUUUAUUAUUGGAGUGCUCUGUUCCUUCUUCAAGCUUAAGGAUCCUGGGGAAAAUUCCCUGCAGAAAAUAUCCACUUCUUCCUCUGUGAAGCCAUCUGGUAUCUUUGUUUCUCCUUAUGCACUGAACUUGAGCAGCUUUACCAAGUUAGUAAGGAGACUUCAAGAAAAGCAUCCAGGAUUUAGCAGAAGUGAAAUUGUGGAGGCUGUGCAGGAGGUGAGGAAAAUGAACAAAGGAGUCCUGAGUGGCUUGGCCAUCAGUUCUAUUGAGGAGAAGGCCUCUGGCAUUCUGAGGAGUUCCACAUGCUGCUCUCAGCAGAAGAAGCACUGAGAAAGGCCCAAAGUUCUGAGAGCUCCCUGUAAUUUGGAUUCCAACGCAACUGGAGUGCUUCGCUGCUGAGCUGUGUGGAGGGCGCUGUCACACAUGUUCGGUGCAGAGAUGACACCUAACGGCCAGGCCUUGUGCAGCCUCUCAUCCAUCCAGAAAUCCCAGCCCUGGCUCCCUUCUGCAUUCAGACACCGAUGGUUUCUGCCUGGGGGCCAGCCCUGGGCUGGAAACCUGACAGAACCAGACUGUGUCUUGUCUUUUUCUCACACCAAUCCCUUUGCACGAUCUUGGGGCACUGCAGGAAGCUGAAGGUGCUGAAACCACAGCCCAGAAUCUCAGGGAGGUGUCUGUCCAUCCUUGCUUUAGUCUCCUGCUCAGCUUGGUGCUCUGCUUGUUUUGGGUACCUCCUCGCAGUGCCAUUGCCACAUUUCCUGCAAAAAGGAAAAGUCUUCAUGUUAAUCUCCUGUUUGACUUUCACAGGACUGCAGAUAGGGACAGA